This is a messenger RNA of Myotis davidii, 3597 nucleotides long. RefSeq names its product synaptonemal complex protein 1 (gene SYCP1). Gene Ontology annotation, biological process: chiasma assembly; lateral element assembly; meiotic DNA repair synthesis. NCBI's taxonomy places the organism in Eukaryota, Metazoa, Chordata, Mammalia, Chiroptera, Vespertilionidae. Gene Ontology annotation, cellular component: synaptonemal complex; central element; male germ cell nucleus. Gene Ontology annotation, molecular function: double-stranded DNA binding. The record is from RefSeq and is a predicted model, not a curated record. The coding region runs from base 244 to 3243 and encodes 999 amino acids. The transcript is spliced from 33 exons.
GCCUGCACAGAGCGCCAGAAUACCGGAAAGAACGGGUUACCGACCCAAGGGGAAAUCUCGCGAGAUGUCAGCCGUGCGUGCUCACGAGGUUGACCGUUAUUGACGGUUAUUUAGCCGUUAAACCGCCGCCUGGCUUCGUCACAUCACUCCGUCCUGCAGUCCGAACAGGUGGAGCGGUGUCCCCGCCUUUUCUGAAGUUCGGAGGCCGAUGUUCUGGUCGUCCCGACGACCACGCGAGAGAAGAUGGAGAAACAGAAGCCGUUUACCCUGUUCGUGCCGCCGAGGGUGAGCAGCAGCCAGGUGUCCGCAGUGAAGCCGCAGACCCUGGGAGGAGAGUCCAAUUUCUUAAAGAGUUUCAACAAAGUUAUUGAAGAUGACAUUUGUUUUCCAUUUGCAAUGACUAAUCUCUCCAAACAUGGGAAGAACAUUGAUUCAGGUGCUACUUUACAGAAAGUUAACUUUUUGCCCAUGCUUGAACAGGUUGAUAAUUCUGACAGUUGUCAUUACCAGGAAGGAUUAAAGGACUCUGAUUUUGAGAAUUCAGAGCCAAUGAGCAGACUAUAUUCAAAAUUGUAUAAAGAGACUGAAAGGAUUAAGAAGUGGAAAGUGAAUAUAGAAUCUGAACUGAAGCAGAAAGAAAAUAAGUUGCAAGAAAAUAGAAAGAUAAUUGAAGCACAGCGGAAAGCCAUUCAAGAACUACAGUUUGAAAAUGAAAAAGUAAGUUUGAAAUUAGAAGAAGGAAUUCAAGAAAAUAAAGAUUUAAUAAAAGAGAAUAAUGCUACAAGGCAUUUAUGCAAUUUACUGAAAGAAACCUGUACCAGAUCUGCAGAAAAGACAAAAAAAUAUGAAUAUGAACGGGAAGAAACUAGGCAAGUUUAUGUGGACCUAAAUAAUAACACUGAGAAAAUGAUAAUAGCUUUUGAGGAACUUCGUGUGCAAGCUGAGAAUUCCAAACUAGAAAUGCGUUUUAAAUUAAAGGAAGAUUAUGAAAAAAUCCAACACCUUGAAGAAGAAUACAAGAAGGAAGUAAAUGACAAGGAAAAGCAGGUGUCACUCCUAUUGAUCCAAAACAAUGAGAAAGAAAAUAAAAUAAAAGAGUUAACAUUGCUGCUAGAGGAAUCCAGAGAUAGAGUGAAUCAAUUAGAAGAAAAAAUAAAAUUACAGGAUGAAAACUUAAAAGAAUCAAAUGAGAAGCACGAUCAUUUAACAUCAGAACUAGAAGAUUGUAAAAUGUCUUUGCAAAGAAGUGUGAGUACUCAAAAGGCUUUAGAGGAAGAUUUACAAAUAGCAACAAAAAAAAUACAUCAGCUCACUGAAGCAAAAGAAACUCAAAUGGAAGAAUUUAAUAAAGCUAAAGCUGCUAAUUCACUUGUGGUUACUGAACUUAAAACUACCAUCUGCAACUUGAAAGAGUUAAUGACAACAGAACAUCAGAGAUUGGAAAAAAAUGAAGACCAAUUGAAAAUACUUACCAUGGAGCUUCAGAAGAAAUCAAGUGAACUGGAAGAGAUGACUAAGCUUAACAAUAACAAAGAAGUAGAACUUGAAGAAUUGAAAAAAGUCUUGGCAGAAAACCAAAAGCUUUUAGAUGAAAAGAAACAGUUUGAGAAGAUUGUUGAAGAAUUAAAAGGAAUAGAACAAGAACUAACCGGUCUUCUUCAAACCAGAGAGAAAAAAGUACAUGAUUUGGAAAUUCAAUUGACUACGAUUGCUGCAAGUGAACAACAGUAUUCAGAACAGGUUAAAGAACUGAAAACUGAGCUUGAAAAUGAGAAGCUUAAGAAUACUGAACUAACUGCAAGCUGCAACAAGCUUUCAUUGGAGAACAAAGAACUAGCACAAGAAACAAGUAAAAUGGCCUUAGAACUUAAUAAACAGCAAGAAGAUAAUAAUAAUAUCAAAAAGCAAGAAGAAAGAACAUUGAAACAAAUAGAAAAUCUGAAAGAAACAGAAACACAAUUAAGGAAUGAACUGGAAUCUGUGAGAGAAGAACUAAAGCAGAAAGGAGAUGAAGUUAAAUGUAAAUUGGACAAGAGUGAGGAAAAUGUUCGAAGCCUUGAAUGCGAAGUUUUAAAAAAAGAUAAACAAAUGAAGAUAUUAGAAAACAAGUGUAACAAUUUAAGGAAACAAGUUGAAAUUAAAAGCAAGAAUAUUGAAGAAUUCCAACAGGAGAAUAAGGCCUUAAAAAAAAGGGGUACAGCAGAGACGAAGCAACUGAAUGUUUAUGAGAUAAAGGUCAAGAAAUUAGAGUUAGAACUAGAAGGUGCCAAACAAAAAUUUAAAGAAAUGUCUGACAGCUAUAAAAAAGAAAUUGAGGACAAAAAGAUAUCAGAAGAAAAUCUUUUGGGAGAGGCUGAGAAAGCCAAAGUAACAGCUGAUGAAGCAGUACGAUUACAAAAAGAAAUUGAUAUACGAUGUCAACAUAAAAUAGCUGAAAUGGUUGCGCUUAUGGAAAAACAUAAGCACCAAUAUGAUAAAAUUGUUGAAGAAAGAGACUCAGAAUUAGGACUUUAUAAGAGCAGAGAACAAGAACAAUCAUCAGUGAAAGCAUCUUUGGAGGUUGAACUGUCCAAUCUCAAAAAUGAACUUUCGUCUAUUAAGAAACAACUUGAAAUAGAAAGAGAAGAAAAAGAAAAACUCAAAAGACAGGCAAAAGAAAACACAGUUACUCUCAAAGAAAAAACUGACAAGAAAAUACAGACAUCUUUAUCGGAAACACUUACAACCAGUUAUCGGAAAUUUGAUCCUAAAGUAGCUCCUUCACAAAAUGUAUCUCGAAACUUCACAUCAGCUGAUUAUGGCAAACUCAAAGAAAAAAAAGACAAUCUGAGGAUACCUGCCAAAAGUAUUUUAUCUGAACCAUUACCAAAGGCAUAUACUGUGAAGACACCAACGAAACUAAAAAUUCAGCCAAGAGAAAACAAGAAUGCACCCACUGAAGAAGAUACUAAAAAGAGAAAAAUGGUCUUUGAGUUUGAUGUUAACUCAGAUAGUUCAGAAUCUGCUGAUCUUCUGACCAUGGUUUCAGAGGAAGAGACAUUGAAAAAGCUAUGCAAGAAUAAUUAUUCAACAACUUCUCAUUUUUGUGUCAGAACACCAAAAAAGACCCCUUCAUCUCUAACAGCCCUUGGAUCUGCGCCGAAGUUUGGAGCUUUGAGGAAAAUGCGGGAGGACCGUUGGGCUGUGGUUGCUAACGCGGAUAGGAGAAAAAAACUAAAGGAAGCAGAAAGGCUCUUUGUUUAAUUUCAGAAAAUCAGUGUGAUUAAGGAGGCUAAUAACAAAAUUCAUAGUUAACUUUUUUCACUUUAUAAAGAGCCAAUUUUUUUCUGUAAUUGAGGCUUUUUAAUGUUUGCAUACAUUAUUUGUUUAUAUUUUAGUGUAAAUGUGAAAUAACUACAUGUUAUUUGAAAAAUUGUCAUUGUAUUCAGGUAAUUAGAUGAUUAUAUUUUGUUUUUACCUUUUUUUGGUAGUCAUGAAAACUGUUUUGGCUAAGUUUUCAAAUUAUAAAGUUAGCCAUUGAAUGCUAGGAAUAGACUAUUGAGAUUUUUAAUUUUUUACUGUUAAAAUAUUUUGAAUGCAAAUAAAUGCUUCUUGAUU